CCGUACUAGACAAUGUGUGGAUUUAAAAUCCAUUUCUUUAUUUUCGAUAUUGGUUUUCUGUGUAGUUCAUGAAGCCAUUAAGAGCGUUGAAGUGAUGUGGGACCAUUUUGUCUUCUUUUCUGUUAUAAGUGGCCAUGUUCGUGUCUCCUGUGUGUCAUGAUGUCACACACUUCUAAAAGUGCCUCCUGAUUGGCGAGUAAGGAUGGAUGAGGAGGAGUGGAAGUGGAACAAGAUGGGAUACAUGAGCUCAACCGUACAGAGCUCCUAAUCCCCACUCAGAUGGAGUAAUUACUGCCAAAAACAGAAGAUGACGUCUCCCUCACUUGCUCCCGAGAUGAAUUUUAUGGAGCUUGGGGAAAAAGUCAACCCCGAGUGUGAUGGGAGCCCUCCCACCUGCUUGGGGCAGGAAACACACAUCGGGUGGGAUGGACCCAGAAUCUUGGAAGCAUGCUCGGAGGUUUUGAAGAGCAGCAGCAGCAGUGUGUUUUCCUCUGAUGAUUCACCAGAGCCUGUCACUGACGAGGACUGUGCAGGAAUUCUGCUGGCUUGUCUGCAUUGUCGCUUCCAUGAGUUUAUGCACCUGCUGGUGGACACAUUGGACCGGGCUGUCGGCCAUUGCUUUCCUUCAGUGAAUCAAGUCACCGAAUCCAUUGAGGGCGACCAUCAGGGAUGGGAGUGCUUGACCUGCAACCUGGGACUGGACUGGAACUUUUGCAACUCCUGCCAGGACUCAGCAGAACUUCUCGAGCUGGCCAUGGAGAUCUCAGAAGUAUGCUAUCGCUGAGAAGAGCCCGGUAAACACGAGGGUGGCACGCUUUCAUACAAAAGUGGCACUGAAAAGUUGUCAUUCCAACACAGUGGUUCCCAACCAAAGUGCCGUGAGCAAUCAUCGGCUGUGCAAGAGGAAAUUGAGCCCGAGAACUCGAGCGACCAUGCUAAGUGCAAUAAUGGCCUGCCCACCAUGUGUCGGAAUUGGAAUGUAAACUUGAUUUAGUAUUCAACUGAAAGGUACUGCAUGCUCUUCUAGUCCACAGUGUCAAACUCAAGGCCUGAGGGCCAGAUCGGUCCCUGCCACAUGAUUUUAUAUAUCUCAUGGAAACAAAUGAUCUGCAUAGACUUUAUUUUUCUUGCUAGAGUACCAAAUUGCAACUUCUCGUUACUUUUAAAAAUGAGCAAGCAUUUUUUUUUUGUCAUCACCC
Molecule: messenger RNA, 1199 nt
Organism: Hippocampus comes (tiger tail seahorse)
Lineage: Eukaryota; Metazoa; Chordata; Actinopteri; Syngnathiformes; Syngnathidae
Gene: mdfic2
Product: MyoD family inhibitor domain containing 2
Exons: 4
Coding region: 308-784 (158 amino acids)
Source: RefSeq, a predicted model, not a curated record